This is a messenger RNA of Wyeomyia smithii (pitcher-plant mosquito), 7864 nucleotides long. Its product is annotated as fibrillin-1. The coding region runs from base 555 to 7217 and encodes 2220 amino acids. The record is from RefSeq and is a predicted model, not a curated record. The transcript is spliced from 11 exons. NCBI's taxonomy places the organism in Eukaryota, Metazoa, Arthropoda, Insecta, Diptera, Culicidae. Gene Ontology annotation, molecular function: calcium ion binding.
UGUUCGAAUCGAAUCUCGCUCUACAACAGCAGCGGAGCGGUCUGUCGUCGGUGGUCAAAACGGAGCACCUUAGUGAGGGAAAGAAUAGAUUAACCAGAUAGCCGGAUUAGAUAUUCUGUUGGAAGUCGGUCGCUUGUCGGCUGGUUUAGCCACAUCUGUUAGAGUCGUUUGGGUUAUGGUGGCGAUCAAUUGCAGUGAGUUUGUUUUUCUGUAAUUCGCAAGUGCGAAAAAAGUGGAGUUAGCAACUUAAAUGGGUGAUAGAUCUUUCGAGCUGGAAAGGCAAUAAUCGAAAGUGCAGCCUUCCUGCGUGCUGUUUGAAGAUUCGCAACCGAAUUGUUCUUAGUCAGUAGCAUACUCCGCGAGUGUCAGUGUGUUACGAAGAGUUCCAGCAUUAAUCAGAAUUUCAAAUUUUGUCGCUUAAGUGGAAAACGUCGAGGAAGCAGAUUUUUUCCUAAAUUUCAAUCCAAGGAAGAGAAACGACGGAAAGUGUGUGUGUGUAUUUGUCUCUCGUGUGGAAAAGCUCGGGUUCUGUUUUAUGGCAGAGUGAAGCAACGAUGACAGCCAACUGUUGGAGGUAUAAUUCACGCCUGUGGCCGUUCCGGUUCUCAACGGACGCUCUUUCGCAGCGGCUUCCGUUGAUGGCGCCAGUGGUGCUGCUGCUGAUGCUGCUUAUGACAUCUAUCGUCGGACCCGUUGAUGGGCGCCAGGUCUAUGAGGACUGCGAACAACCACCGGAAGUGGCACACGGAAGUGCACGGCUUACCGUGGACCAAAGUGAGGAGUUCGUAACGGCUCAUUAUAGCUGUGAUAGAGGUUUCAGGAUUGACGGUCCGGUUGACAUCCGGUGCGAUAUCGACUCGGAUGAGUGGCAGGUCAACCAGCUGCCCAAGUGUGUGGAAGAAUCCACCGACGAUGGCACCAGCAGCAGCAGCAGCAGUUCCCAGCAGCAAAAAAAGCGCAAGAACGCCCGGGGUCAAAACAUCCAGGAGGAAACCGCCGUUAGCAGUGCUUUCGCCGUCCAGCUGGAUCUGUCCUGCAUGGCGCAGGGUCUGAUUCAUGCCCCGGAGAUAGACAAUGGCUACGUUGUCAAGUACAACAGGCGAAAGAAGGAUGACCACAUUUUCCUGGUGGCUUUCUACGAAUGCGACGACCGUUAUGAACUGCAGCCGGCUGAAAUGGACCGAUUGUUCUGCAGCGGUAAACAGUGGAUUGGUACGAAACCCAGUUGCGUCUCGAAUCGCCCCGAAGGGGAGGAGGAUGAGGACGAAGAGGAAGACUACGAUGAUGAAGAGGAAGAAGCAGAGGAGGAGGAAGAGGAGGAAGCAGAAGAGGAACAAUCUGGCGGAGUGCAAGAAGCCCCGAAACAUGAGAUGUUACCAGAGACGACACCAUCAGUGGUUGAUGACGAUUUUGGGGGAAAAGUUGACGAGACUGAAAGUGAAUUGCGACCAGCCGGAGAGCAUGAGCCUGUAGAUGAAACUAAGGAUGCGGAUUAUGAUCAGAAUCAUAAUGAGGAGGAUGGACACGUUAUUGAAAGUGAAUUGCCGGAGAAGACGGCUCAUCAAACAAUCCCAGCUGCUAGUGCAAGUACUACAACGAUGGCCCCUGAAGAAGAAAUCACCAUCAAGCAGCCAAAUUGUGGAUCAGACCGAGGCGGGUGUGAUCAUGAGUGUCAGAUGGUGUAUUCUGAGAACGAGGUUCAACCAACCGUGCAGUGCUCUUGCUUUGAAGGUUUUGAAUUGGACUUGCAGGAUCGGCGGACUUGUCGUGAUAUCAACGAGUGCGAGCAGGACAACGGAGGCUGCGGGCAAACCUGCACCAAUAAGCCUGGAUCGUUCGAGUGUACAUGUCAGUCGGGCCUUCAAAUUGACGUGCUUGACGGUAGAAGCUGCAUUGACAUCGACGAAUGCGAAGAUGCGGCGCGCUGCUCUUAUGGAUGCGAAAAUACACACGGUUCGUAUCGCUGUUUGACUGCACCGGAACCGGGCUCGAGUCCGAGCCCAAGUCUGAGUAGCAGCUCCGAAAUAACUUCCCUCACCGACGGGGAAGACGACGAGCAAGAGGAAGAGCGGGAAGACGAGGACGGCUUCGAUGAGGAAGCUGAUAAUGAAAAUGGAAAUGAGGAACCGGCUGGAGCGGAACAACGCCCAUCAACGGUGACUUCAACCACGACCACAACGGAAGCGAACGAAAUUGAUAAGAAAAGUGACGAAGACGAGUACGGUGAAGGUGUCGAACAGCAAUCAAACAAUGAAAUUUUGCCGCCUGAAAGCGACGAUGUCGGCGAUGACAAUGAGAAGGAGGAUGACCGAUUGAACCACGAGCUUCCGUCACCGUCGCAAAUACCGGAAAUCGAUCGAUCAAAUAUUGAGAAACUUGGCCAAAGUUUUGAUACCACCAACCAAGUUGAUGAUGGCGAUGAUGAAUAUGAUUACAAAGAGAAUGAUGACGAUGACGACGAUGAUGAUAGACAGAGAAAUAAAGUGGAAUCUCAUCAUCAGGAUACGCAUCAUCCCCACCGGCACCACCACGGUGACCAAAUAGACGAGCCGGAGGAAAGUGAAACCGACCAAGCUGAGUUUGGCCCUCAUAGCUUUUCCACCGAACCUUCCAGCGUGACGACUGAUAACGAGGAUGAGGAGGAUGAGUACGAGGAAGGAAGUCGGGGAGAAUCGGAGCUUGAUAGUGAUGACUAUUUCGGACCGGGGUCAGAAAUUUCUUCAUCUUCUUCGACGACUACCACCAGCCCUCGACCCGUUGUGAGUUGCCGCGAGGGACUGAGAUUGAAUUCGGCUGAUGUGUGCGAAGAUAUCGACGAGUGUGCAGAACAGGACCACGGCUGCGACUAUUGCCGGAAUGCGUACGGCGGCUACGAGUGCUUCUGCCCAACCGGUUACGAGCUGGCUGACGAUGACAAAAGCUGUCAGGAUGUGGACGAGUGCGAAAAUCACGAGGGGCUUGCCGCGGAAGAUUGGAAUUCCGUUGGAAUCUGUUCGCAUGAGUGCCACAAUACGGUAGGUUCGUACGAGUGUCGAUGUCCGGAUAACUUUCACCUAAACACGGACCGGCGAACCUGCGUGCGGGACUUUUGUGCCGAUUUGUACGAGAACCCGAACAAGACGAGAUGCUCGCACGAGUGCAAGGACGGGACGGAAGGGUUCAUCUGCGUGUGUCCGGAGUUUCACAUUUUGGAUGAGUUUGAUAGGAAAACUUGCCAGAAUGUGUACAGCUGUGGGGGAGAGCUGAAGAAGCGAUGCGAACCGGGGGUUUGCAGAGUUCUCGCCGGUGGCGAUUAUAGGUGUGAGUGUCCGCAGGGUUACCAGCAGGAUGAUCACAGUUGCCAUGAUCUGGAUGAGUGUGAGCUGGGAAGGCACAUGUGCUCGCACGAUUGUUUCAACACGGCAGGGUCUUAUCGGUGUGACUGCCCGCACGGUUUGAGACUGUCCACAGACAACCGGACUUGCGAUGAUGUUGAUGAGUGUCAGCAACAUCAGGAUAGUUAUGAAAUUUGUGGCGAUUUGCAGUGCCUGAAUACGUACGGCAGCUACAAAUGUGUUUGUGCUGAAGGAAAGGAACUGGAUGAGUACGGCAUCUGCCGGCAGAUGGAUCUGUGCACUACCGACAAUGGAGGGUGUUCGCAUAUUUGCACUUUUUUCAACCGGGAAACUUUCUGCGACUGUCCGGAUGAGAUGGAACUGGCGGAUGACGGUAAAACGUGUGUUGUGUUUAAUGAAUGUGAAAGAAAUAAUGGCGGUUGCUCUCAUAUUUGUGAUCCACAUGCGGAUGUUCUCUGCAAAUGUCCGGAAGGUUUCUCGCUAGCGGGUGAUAUGCGAAAUUGCCAGGACAUAAAUGAAUGUUCGGAGGAAAAUGGCAAGUGUGAGCAGAGGUGUAUAAAUUUACCUGGAAGCUUCGAGUGUGGUUGCUUCGAUGGAUUUGAAAUUUCACGAGAGAAUAACCGUUCCUGUUCGGAUAUUAACGAGUGUUUGUUAAACCACGGUCACUGCGAUCAACAGUGUCGUAAUACCGAGGGGUCAUUCCAUUGUUCCUGUAAUGAAGGCUAUCAGCUUGUCGAAAAUGGUCGUUCAUGCGAAGAUAUAGACGAGUGUGAAGUAAACAACGGAAGAUGUUCGCAUACUUGCUUGAAUUUACUUGGUAGUUAUCAGUGUUCGUGCCCGGAGGGUCUAUAUCUGACGGAGGACAAGCAUUUAUGUGAUUUUAUCGACGAAUGCGAACUAAAUAACGGUGGUUGCUCGCAUGACUGUCACUACCACCGAGGAGUCAUAACUUGUUCCUGCCCGGGAGGUUUCGAGUUAGAGAGAGAAAAUUUUAAGACCUGUGUCGACACUAAUGAGUGUAAUAACUCUAAUGGAGGCUGUUCCCAUAUUUGCAGUAACUUACCGGGAAGCUACCUUUGCUCUUGUCCGGAAGGAUUCGAACUGAGCCGUAAUUCGCACACUUGUGACGACAUCGACGAGUGCAUUGAAAACAACGGAAACUGCUCGAACAUCUGCAUUAAUCUUUUGGGAGAAUACAGAUGUGCUUGCGAGGCAGGAUUUGAGUUGGAGGAUGAUCGACAGACGUGUCGCGAUGUGGAUGAGUGCUCGACAAAAAUCCACGACUGUUCGCACAUUUGCGUAAAUGUUCCAGGGACAUUUGAGUGCGAGUGCCCCACUGGAUAUCGACUGGGAAGAGAUAAGUUUACCUGUGAAGAUAUAAACGAGUGUGAAACUUUACCGGAAAGUGCUGGAUGUGAGCACCAUUGUAUUAACACUCACGGCUCGUACCGAUGUGGUUGUGAGGACGGGCACCGACUAGAACCGGAUAACAGAACUUGUUCGGAUAUCGACGAAUGUUCGGAUGAGCAAAAACGGUGCUCCCAUGACUGUUUGAAUACCAAGGGAGGGUUCAAAUGCUCCUGUCCAGUAGGUUUGAGACUAGACGUGGAUGAGGUUUCCUGUUUGGACAUCGACGAAUGUAAAAUUAAUAACUUUAACGGUGGAUGUUCGCACAUCUGUCUGAACGAACAUGGAAGCUUCCGGUGCAGCUGUCCGGAGGGUUGGGUUCUGGGAGAUGAUGAUGCAACAUGUGUGGACAUUGACGAGUGUACGAAUCUUAACGGUGGUUGUAGUCAGCGUUGUCUUAACUAUCGAGGAGGCUACAAGUGUGAGUGUAAUUCAGGAUUCGCUCUGAUGGCGGACAACAAGACUUGUGAAGUGAGCAAUCCGUGCGCUCUAAGAAACGGUGGAUGUGAACAUUUUUGCAGUAUCAAAAAAGGCAAUACAGUUUGCUCGUGCCGGGAGGGAUACACUUUGAAUAAAACUAAUUUGGCAAGCUGUGUAGAUCACGACGAGUGUCAAUUGCCCGGUGACAACAAUUGCCAGCAGAAGUGCGUUAACACUGAAGGGGGCUAUCGUUGCGAAUGCUAUUUGGGCCACGAAAAAAAUGCUCUCGGCCAAUGCAUCGAUAUAAACGAAUGCUUGGAAAUGAAUGGCGGAUGUGGAUCUAAUGCCAGAUGUAUCAAUUUGGCUGGUAGUUUUCGUUGCUUGUGCCCUCCAGGAUUCAAGCUAGGAAACGAUAGGAGAAAUUGUUUAGCAAUUCGAAAUCGUUGUCAACCACUGACGGCUCCUAACAACGGUGAGAUUAAUUGCUCUAGAUCUCGCCAUAGAUCACAAUUUUUCUACAAGACAAAGUGCUCGAUUAGGUGUAAUACAGGAUAUAAACUGGUCGGGCCAGCAGUCCGACAGUGCAAUGGAACUGGAAUUUGGGACGAAGGAGAAUCGCUUUGUAUACCGCAAUCUUGUCCACGUCUGCCACGACCUGAACAUGGAACCAUCCUGCCGGUGGCCUGUACCAACGGAAAAAUCUACCCUGGUGAACGAUGUGUUCUGCAUUGCAAACCCGGGUUCAAACCGAGUGAUAAACGAGCGGUGCUUUGCGAUACGACACAGAGUUGGACUCCUUCUGUGGAUUUGCAAUGCAUUCCAGCAACCACACCGCAGCCAGUGGUGCCAAUCAAACCUUACAUACAGUGUCCUCCGGAUGUUCACGACAUACUUCCCGUUGGUCAGUAUACUAUGAGAGUACGACUAGAGCAACCAAAAUCGAACGUGGAUUGGCACAAGUACAUUGACUCUCAUCCAGCCUGGGGCAAGCAGCUGGAGACUGAGUUACCUGCUGGCGAAACAUCGAUGACCUUCCGUGCGAGAAGUCCCAAUUCCAACAUGAACGACAUUUGUCGAGUACUGAUCAGGAUUAGAGAACGAAGACCCCCGCAAGUCGUUAACUGUCCCGAGUCAUUCAACGUUCAGCUAGAGGGUCCGGAGACAUCGCGAUCGGUAUUUUGGGUAGAGCCACAUUUUGAGACUGAUAACGAAAUCAAGCAACUGUACAAAUCACACACCCCCGGCCAGUUACUGAUCGCAGGAGUGCACUACGUAAACUACGUAGCGACGGAUGCCGAUGGACUGAGCGCCAAGUGCAGCUUCGGCAUUACUGUUAAAGCAUCACCUGACUCGUCGAGUUUCCGACGUCCGAUGCAUCGGCCGCACGAAACCAACCGACUGGAAAAUCACGAAUCAUUCCUAAUAUGCCCCGGCAAGUCACCGAUUCGAGUCGAUGCCAGCGAUCCCGUAAGUAGACUGCACAUAAUUUUUCACACCAUUUGGCAUCGCCAUCACGACCAGCUGCCUCUGCACGACCAUAACCAAAGCCGAAAAACUACCAGCCAAAGCUACGGGCCAGCGCAUAAAUCUAAUCGGGGUGAUGGCAGCGGCACCACCACCGCCGCCUCAUCAACGCUCACCCCAGCGGACGUGGGAAAUUCGACCGUCACCACCAUUGCUUCUCCGCACACCCAUACGCAAACGAACACGCACACGCCCAAACACAAUCACAUAAGCAACAGCAUAUCGCUCGCGGAAAAUAAACAAAGUCAUAAUAAUCAUCACUAUCAAAGUAAUAGUCAUAAUAAUAACCAUAGGAAACAGAUCAUCCCACCGCAUAUUCAUCCACAUCGAACGUUCACCACGGUUCACAUUUGGGACUGCUGCUCGGACGAGGAGGAGGAACACGAGCAGGAUGUCGGUGAAGAUGAACCGGGGGAGGAUGAUCAAAGCCAAAGCAAUCACAUUGCCAAGCAGUAUCCGUUUCCCACCGAUAUCUACCAUUACUGGCUUGUGCACCAUCGGCAUCCUCACCGGUCGCGGUCAUACUAUUAAACUGUUACACUUGCAUGAAGACCUACACUACUCAUCACAGAGUGUAGGGGAGAGCGGUUCAAAACGUACCGGCGAAGAGUUUCCACGAUUUUGUAUACAUUUUGGAUAUUUUUCAGCUUUCCCUAAUUGUACCCUUUACCCACAUCGAAAUAACGAAAUGGCUCGAUUCAGUUUUCCCCCGGACCCGACAGAAGAUUCGAUCGAAGCGACAAAACUCGCUUGACAUGAAUCAGCCCAAAAUGUUCGCGGGUAGCUCGAACCUUAAUUGCCUGUGUAUGUACAAAUUCGCUGUAUAUGUUAAUAGACUGAGAUGCAUCAAGUGUAAUGUGUAUAGUUAUGAAUAUUAAUUUAAUGUACAGACAACACCAACCAGUUGAAGGGGGGGCCAUUAGUAAUGUUCGACACGGCCAUUCCUGUUUCAAUAGCCGGUUCGAAUGAAAACUAUAAAACAUUUGUAUUGAAUAGGAGUUUGAGCUAGGUAUUAAACAGUCAAUGGAACAGUUCUCUUUGUUGUUUAAUUGUUAGUUUUUAUUAAAACCAUGAUUAUCUCCUGAUGGACUAUUAAAACUUGCAAUUGCUAAGGAUAAAAAUAUGAGUCUAUCUACAUUUAAAUUGGGCUUUUCACUUGAUAAACUUCAAACACAAAG